UAGACACCAUGAGAGUAUUCAUACUGGAGAGAAGCCAUACAAGUGUACCAAAUGCGGCAAGGCCUUUAGACAACGGGCGGACAUCAGGAUUCACCAAAAAAUCUAUGCUGGAGAGAAACCUCACAAGUAUGAUGAGUGUGGAAAAGCCUUUACCCAGGCCUCUCACCUCGCUAUACAUCAGAUCAUCCAUACUGGAGAGAAACCAUAUGAAUAUGACAUAUAUGGCAAAGUCUUCAGUCAAAAUUCACAUUUCGAAAGUUAUCGUAGGAUUUGUACUGGAGAGAAGCCUUACAAAUGUGUGUGGCAAGGUCUUCAGUCAAAAUUCACACCUUGUAACUCGUCUGAGAAUUCACACUGGAGAGAAAUCCUACAGAUGUCAUGAGUGUGGCAAAGCCUUUACUCGAGGCUCACGCUUCAUUAAUCAGCAGAUAGUUCAUACUGGAGAGAACUUUCCAAAUGUACUGAAUGUAGCAAGGCUUUUAAGCAGGGCCCUAAACUCAGGACUCACCAAAUAGAUCAUAAUUGUAAAUGCAAUGAAUGUAGCAGUGUUUUCAAGUAGUGCUCACUACUCGUUAGAUAACAGUAUCUAAUAUAUCUUGGGGCAAAGGCACACAAAUGUAAUGUGUGUGACAAGGAUUUUAUCUGAGGAUCAGAAGUUGGGGAACAGAAUAAUUCAUACUGGGGAGAAACCUUAGAAAUCCAAUGAGCAUGGGAAAAACUUUACCAUGAGUUCAAGUACUACAUGACAUCAGAGAAGUCAUAUUGAAGAGAAACCAUGUAAAUAUAAGGUAUGUGGCAGACGCUCUAUUCAGGCUUCACAGUGCACUGGA
Messenger RNA from Nomascus leucogenys (northern white-cheeked gibbon), 830 nucleotides. Its product is annotated as putative zinc finger protein 818. The record is from RefSeq and is a predicted model, not a curated record. NCBI's taxonomy places the organism in Eukaryota, Metazoa, Chordata, Mammalia, Primates, Hylobatidae.